GAGUCAGCUGACCUGCUGAUGACAGUAGAGUCACAUCGCAGCGCAGCGCUACUGUAACAAAGAGUCAUCGAUCCCUGCGGCUUUACAUAGACACCAUGAGCAGCACACAGUCUUACAAUCGCUUCAGUGAUGAAAACUACAAAAACUGGCUCAAAACAACGGAGAGUCUUUACAUACUGAGGAAACGCAUUCAGGACUUCAUCGAAAAGGAAACCGAAACUUAUCACAACUCUCUUCGAAACAAACCUCAUCUCCAUAGUCAGACCUGUACGAAAGAGUGCAAACUUGCGAAUAAGCCUGUCUGCCAGUCGUGUGAACACUGGAAGAAAGAAAUCAUUGCCAAUCAUAAUGGGAAGGGUAACAUUAUGCACUGGGAGAACUGCCAACCUCGUCUAUGGCCAACAGAUAAGUGGGAAGUUGCCAAAGCACAUAUGCCAGGUGGGCACAAACAACAUCACAAUUUUGACCAGUUUGAUAUUGCUGCCAUCCUGAACUUAAUGUCUUCCUGUAAACAUUUCAAGAACAUCCCAGGGAAAUCUGUGGUUGAGGUAAUAACUGUACGGAACAAAAUGAUGCAUUCGCCUGACUUCAAAGUGAGUAAUGAGGACAUGAAAAAGCAUCACAAAACGGUGCUGCAGUUGGCCGAGACGCUCCAACCUCAUAUCCCAGAAAUGAAAGACCUGGAAAAGAAGAUAACACAGUUUCAUAACACCUUGGACAAGAAUUUCAACCAAGCCCCGUGUGAGGUCGAUGGCCAGCUGGAGGAUCUGCAGACCAUGAAAGAACGGCAGAUAGUUCUGGACCGUGAGCAGCAAGCCAUUAAAGACAGGAUUGAAGACUUUUUCUCACGCUUUGAGGGGAACCAAGAUGAAAAUGUCAAAGACAUGAAGAGUCUCAUGGACUUCCUGGACCAAAACAAAGACCUCCUGGAGAACCUGGGUCCUGAAAUCCAAAAACUUAAAGAGAUGAAGGAAAAAUUAGAUAAACAUGAGGAGCAGAUCGACGAACUGAAAGGCAGAAUGGACGAACUGGAGAAAGUCACACAUGAUCCAGUUAUUCCUGGCAACCUGCUUAGAUACAAGAAUCAUCUUUAUGAAUAUUGUCAGGCAAAUAAAUGGCCACAUAAUAAAUUUCCGGAAUUUACAGAGGACCAAGAAUCCCAGGGUUACAGAGGUAAAGUGACAGUGAAUGGGCAAAGUUUCAUUGGGAGAAAAGUAUUUAACGACAAAAAGGCUGCACAUCAGGAGGUCGCAUACAUUGCCCUCGAGCAGCUUAAAUUACAGGAAGAAAGCACAGAUGUACCACCAAGCUCAGUCAUACAGCCUGAUGCCUCCUCUUCAUCUUCCUCAGGAAUCACUUUCUUUGGUAAAGUGACUGUGGAUCUCAACCGAGAAGUCGAGUCUGAUACAUGCUCUUCAAAGGAAGAAGCGACUGAAGCAGCUUAUAAGGUUUUAUGGGAAAGUUUUCGCAUCAGUGCCCCAGUUGAAGGUCAGUCAUAUAAGUCAGUGACGAUGGAAUAUUUCAACACAAAUGGCUUCCCAAAACCAGGGGAAGAUUUUGAUGACAACACAACCAUCUGCAAGCUCAGACUUGUUGGGCCUUUCACUUUUUAUGACAAAGACGGCUCCACCAAGAAGAAACAGGCAGAGCAUCAGGCAGCUAAAGUUGCUCUGCAGCAUCUGUCAGGAAUCCUCAACUAUGCUCCAAUAUCAGACACUGAAAAGAACUGCAAAGGUUUUCUGAAAGAGCGUCUAGAGACGCUGGGUCUUAAAAAUCCUGUAUACGACACUGAUAAUAAAGCAGAGGCCAGUGAAGAUCCCAUUGUCAUCAGCUCAGACCUUAUAACUCCUACAGUAUCCAUCAGUAAGGAGGAAGUGAAAAGUCCUUCAGAGUCUGAAAUCAUCUCAUCAUUUCCCUCAUGCCGAGAGUCAGUCCGUGUUCCUGUUCCUGUGCAGCCGGACCCUCCAGACUCCAGCUCUCCAGCCUCACAGAGGAAAACGCCCAUGAGUGAAUGUCCAGGAAUCACUUUUUUUUUUGGUAAAGUGACUGUGGAUCUCAAUCAAGAAGUCGAGUCUGAUAGAUGCUCUUCAAAGGAGGAAGCGACUGAAGCAGCUUAUAAGGUUUUGUCAGAACGUUUUCACAUCUCUGCUCCAGCAGAAGCAGGUCAGACAUACAGGACAGGGAUCAUGGAAUAUUUCAACAUACAUGAUUUACAAAAACCAGCAGAAGAGUUUUUGGAAGAUGACAAUACAACAGUCUGCAAGCUCAAACUCAUCGGGCCUUUCACAUUUUAUGACAAAGACGGUUCCACCAAGAAGAAACAGGCAGAGCAACAGGCAGCUAAAGUUGCUCUGCAGCAUCUGUCAGGAAUCCUCAACUAUGCUCCAAUAUCAGACACUGAGAAGAACUUCAUAGGUUUUCUGAAAGAGCGUCUAGAAAUGCUGGGUCUCAAAAAUCCUAUCUAUGAAACAGUAGAGAAUAAAGCAAAGGCCAGUGAAGAGCCUGUCACCAGCGCAUCUAUCAAUCAGGAAGCGGUAAAAGAGGAUUUAGACCUGAAGCCUGAAAGCAUCUCCACAUCAGGCCAGGAAACAAUCCUUGUUCCUGUUCCUUCAGUCUCCAGCUCUUCAGCCUCACAGAGGAUUGAUUGUCCAGAAAUCGAUGAGCUGGUGAUUGUAUAUAAUCUCAAGCCACCACACGUGAAAGUGCAGAACAUGAGAAAUGAUCAGAUUGUCAAAUGUACCGUGACAGUCAACCUGGAAAAAUUUACGUGUGCCAACAAACAAGGCUACGACACCAAGAAAGAAGCCACUCGAAAAGUCUACCUGUUAUUCGGCUGCGCGGUGGGAAUUCUGGAUCCUAGCACAGAUGAAAAAACAUGCAGUGCACUGGUGAAGCAGCACUUUUCACAGAGGUCUCUUAUUCAUCCUCAGGAAGAUGUUGAAGGAUCUGUAAAGCCAUUUUAUUGCUCACUUAAAAACAUAACUUACGAUGUGAAGUAUUAUGGAGAAGGGUCCUCAGAAGGUGAGGCCAAGUUACGGGCUCUCCAGAACGCCUUACGUGGACUAUCACCUCUCUUCGAUUAUGCUUCAGUACCUGGAGCUGAUAGUCCUGAAGAGGUGCAGAAUCAGCUGAGCUCCAUGCUGAACGGGGCCGGACAGAAAGAGCCUGUCAUUGACCUGAAGUCUGUGGAACAGGCCUCUAUCCAGCUGUCUUUCUGCAACUAUACGAUGAAGUGCACAUGCCAAAGCUCCAAGAAAGCAGCUCGAAAUCAUCUGAGUGAACGUAUACUGGGUCUCCUGGGGGAAAAGACAGAUAACAGUGCAUCUGUUAGAAACUGUUUAGAUGUGUGGUUCACAAAGCAGAAUCUGCCUAAGCCAGUGUUUGAGGACACAGAAGAGGCGCUCGGAGCAAAGGCUACUUUCUCUGUUCAGUUAACCUGCUGCUGUCCAGGCUGGGAAGACAGCUGGGAAACUGCAAAGUCGAAGCUGCUUCAAGAGCUCAAGCUCAGAUUUCGAUUUCUCAAUGACAAAAACAAUUGAAAUGUAUUUUAGCUAUGCAUGUCCAGUCACUUUCUGUAACUUGACUUGUCCUGGUGAAGAUUUUCAUACCUGGCUUGCAAUUUGAUCUAAUUUAAGGUGGUGUUGUUUUUUUUUUAAAAUACUGAUAUUUUUCUUAAAUGUAUAUUUAUUUUUACAAAUUUUAGAUUUCCUUGGAAUUUAAAUCAAUGGCUAUGGCACUGAAUGAAACUAGAUGCAUUUUAAAGAUUUUAAAGAUUUAUACCAAAGUUAUACCAACUAAACCAUUUUAACAUCAGCAGAAAAUGACAAAUUGGAAAACCUGAUGUUUCAUUCAUUUUCCAAAAGGCACUGAUAUUGAACUGACUGAAAUUCAGAUUCAGGGGUUUGCGGUCUUUGUUGGAAAACUAUAUGAAACUACUGAAAAUUUGUAUGUACUAACUGCAUAUGAUUGAAUAAGAUGAGGUACGUUUUUAGAUCUUAAUCGGAAGACCGAGAGAAACUGAGUGGUGCAAUAUGAAUUUUGAACACCAGCUUGUCUUGUUACAUUUAUUAAUCUUUUUUGUUGAUUGUGCAGUUUGAAACCUGUUUACAAUGAACUACAAAAACUGUUUACAAAAAACUAUACUUUAUCAAAUACAGUGAGGAUAGAAAAUGCAUGAAUUAUUUAAUAGUAAUGCAAUUCAUUAUUACUGUAUUACAAUUAAUAAUCUACCAAUAAAAUAAAUUAUUUUUAAAAUCAGUA
Messenger RNA from Carassius auratus (goldfish), 4260 nucleotides. RefSeq lists its product as uncharacterized. Lineage: Eukaryota; Metazoa; Chordata; Actinopteri; Cypriniformes; Cyprinidae. The record is from RefSeq and is a predicted model, not a curated record. The coding region runs from base 96 to 3539 and encodes 1147 amino acids. The transcript is spliced from 20 exons.